AUGGCGCGAAAAGCAAUAGCAAAAGACCAAAUCGUCAAACUGAUAGUGGGCGCAGGGCAAGCGUCGCCCUCGCCCCCCGUCGGUCCAGCACUGGGUAGUAAAGGUGUGAAGAGCAUGGAUUUCUGCAAGGAAUUCAACGCCCGCACCGCCCACUACACACCCGGCACCCCCGUCCCAGCCCGCAUAACCGUCCGUCCCGACCGGUCCUUCCACUUCUCGCUGCGCACUCCCCCAACCGCAACCCUCCUGCUCUCCGCCGCCGGCGUGGCCCCCGUGAAGAACAAGGUCCGCGGCGCCGGCAAUGUCCCAGGUCCGAUGAACAACCACGAGGGGCAAAAGGGCAAGACGAGCACGAGCAGUCCGACGGUGGGAAAUGCGGUCAAGGGCACUGUCGGCACCAUUAGUCUCAAGCAUGUCUAUGAGAUUGCGAAGAUUAAGCAUAGUGAGGCGAGGUUGAGUGGGUUGAGCUUGGAGGGAAUUGCGAGGAGCGUGGUGGCGCAGGCGGCGAGCUUGGGGGUCGUUGUCGUGCCGUAG
Plenodomus lingam JN3 is the source of this 534-nucleotide messenger RNA. RefSeq names its product mitochondrial 54S ribosomal protein uL11m. Gene Ontology annotation, biological process: translation. The record is from RefSeq and is a predicted model, not a curated record. Gene Ontology annotation, molecular function: large ribosomal subunit rRNA binding; structural constituent of ribosome. Lineage: Eukaryota; Fungi; Ascomycota; Dothideomycetes; Pleosporales; Leptosphaeriaceae. Gene Ontology annotation, cellular component: mitochondrial large ribosomal subunit; ribosome.